AUGCGGGAAUUAGGUAGAAUCAUUCGGGCAUACGCGAGUCAGCGGCAUCGCGCGUGGAGCCGCAUAGUUAGGCGAGCGGAGGAGGUAAUUAACCACACGAGACACGCGUCGCAUGGCUAUGCGCCAUGCGAACUAAACGACGGCGAAGCGGAACAGGCGUGGGCGGAUAAAGUGGAAACCGCGCGGAGACGGUUAGCCGAAGCGGCGCGCAAGCGAAAAAUACAAGCCGACAAACACGGAACGGCGGAAUACACGCCGGGACAGCAGGUCUGGGUGAAGCGACACCGCAGAUCGGACGCCAGCCGUAGAUUAACGAGAAAAAUACACUUGGUUUACGAAGGACCGUACCGAGUGCGAGAAGUGAUACGACCGAACGCUUAUCUGAUCGAGGACCUCGACGGUCAGACAAUCGGGGUGUUCAACGCCCGUCAAUUGAAACCCAACAGAUUGCCAAGAUUGAGAGGCGAGGGCGAGCCGGAUGAAACGGAAAGCGAUGAUGAUGAUGACGGGUAUCACGACGACGACGACGGCGGCGAGACAACCGAAACCGAACGAGAGUCCGCAAGAUCGCUGACCGAUUCCACGGAUGACGGGGAGUCAGGGGCGAGCGAUCGUGAAGAGGAUGACAACCGGAGGCGAGCCACGUACGCCAGAUCGCUGACCAACUCCGCGAAUGACGGGGAGUCAGGGGCGAGCGAUCGCGAAGAAGAGGCUGACGAUGAGCGUGAAACAGCCAGGUCAUGGGAUGAUUCCGCGUAUGACGGGGAGUCGAACGUGAGCGACCGAGAAGAUGUCAACGAGGCGGAAAUCAGAGCGAGGGACAUUGACGCCGACGACGACGAAAGCGACAAUGAUCGUCGGGAAUUGACCGGACACCGCCACGAAGAGACGAUAGAGCUGAGCAGUGACAUCGACAACGACGGGAUAGUCCAACCGAGCGGCAAUGAGGAUCAUCCGCCAGCGGAAUCGGACGAAUACAGCGAAAGUAGAUGGCGAGCCAUCAUAGACCGAUGGAUGCGAUCCGACAGCGAGGACGAACAAAGACACGAACGAGUGUGGGCUAGUCAACCAAUCGAAACAAGCCACGCGAACCAAAGGAGGGGAGAACGUGAUCGUGAGUCGGAAAUAACGGACGACGAAAUCGACAGUUGGCCAACGAUGGACCACCUGUACGCACGCACCGGUGACGACCGUAGUAGGCCGAUUGAAAUCUCCGACGAGGAAGAGCCGACAGGAAUAUUGGAAACUGAAGAGGACGCGCCACCCAGGGGAAGGCGAAUCAACGCGAUGUCAAUAGAUUGGAACGACAGCGAGGACCAAGCUACCAUGGACUACCAGGAAUUCGAACGGGAGCUCAAACCCGUGACGGAAAUACAGCAACAACGACCGACAACGAUGGAAUCGAAGGAGGCGGAAGCAGCUGAAGAAGAGGACAUCGUGGAGGCCGAAUACAUAGGGGGCGGAGACAACAGCGUCAUCAUCAGCGGAGGUGAAGACGGUGCGUACAUGAUUAAAAGACAAAAUUUCGCGCAAAUAAAAAAAAAAAAAAGAAUGUCGCGCGGCGAAACGGAUGAAAACGUCGACGAUGCGAAUGGCAAAACCGCGAUAACGGAAACGCGUCAAGGUGACACCGAGAGGCGCGAGACGAUGAACACGACCGACAAACCCGUCGAGACCGACGCGAACGCGAGUGAGCGAAUAUACAAACGGGCGAAAUGCGACAACGCGAGCGAAACGUGCAAAACCGAGGCGCGACCGAAGGUCACCGAAAUCGAAGAAACCGCGACGGCAGAACGCGUAGCACCGGACCGAUACAGAAUAACGCACCGGAUGGAUAAACAAAACGCGACCUCGUCAAACGAUAACGACCUACGCGAAGCGAAAAGUGUCGAAAAUGAAACUCGCGAGUGCGCGGAACAGGUGAGAAACGUAGUGCGAAAAAACAAAACGAGCGGUGUCGAAAGCGACGCGGUGAGUCAGAGUAGAGCCAUGAAGCGAUACCGCGAACACGACGACAACGACGCCGGGGACAACGGCGAUAAAGGACCGAACGAGCGGCCGUUCGACGAUAACGAGCGGAUGCGACGGAACGAGGUGACGCGCGCGAUCGAGAAAGUGAACAAAGUUCUCGAGCAGCGACGCCAAAAUAGACAGGCGCUGACAUUCGCGGAAGAAUAUGCCGCGCGAUUACCAACGUUGACGCCGGAAGACGAAGAACAAGCGGAACGAGAUCACGAGGCCAACCUUCGACUGGCCAGGGCGAUAAGAUACUGUGAGGAACUGCAACAACGCGAUUGGACGCGUUCAAAAGAGAUACAAGUGCGCGACUCGAUUGACGGCAGCAUCAUAGCCGCAACGACGAUCACAAUCAGCCAAAGCCGAGGUAAAAAACCGAUAACGAAGCCACAUCGGAUCAUUGUGGAUGUCGAUGAAUUUGAUAUACACGUGCGAGUAGGCGACAACGACGAACGAAGUGGGAAAGCGCGAAAACUGAUGCGGCAACCGACGGCGGACGAACCACCGAAGGGACAGCAACGGCGAGCGGACCGCACAGCGAAGACGCCGCGAACGACGGUGGAAUCGACAAAAGUGAUGGCGAAGCGAAGCAAAUCAAACUCGGAUGCAGUCACAGUCGGCUCGAUGAGAGAAACUCCCAGUGACGAAAUGACAUCGUCCACCACAGGAACGGAACGAACGGGAAGCCAGUUAACCGACAGCUCGACAACCAGCGGACAAAGCGGGGAAAGUACAGCUGAUCGGAUCGAUCGGGCGGACAGCGAUACGGCGCGCAUAGCAACACCAACGCUGCUUGCCGCGGUGAUGCGAAGCAAAGACGAGCGCGGUGAGUGGGUCAGCGACGUCGACGGCGACGACAGCGACGAGAAGGACGACAACGAGGUCAACGACGCUGAAGAUGACGAACGGUCGAGCAUGAGAUUCCAACGUGAAACAAACACGUGGGUCACGUACGAACCGACGAGCCAACGAAAAGCGGCGCGAAACGCGAGAAUGAUCAAUCGCCGCUUAUUCGAAAACAAAGACAGAGAGGAGCGACAGGAACGCGCGAUCGAACAUGGAUCGAAAAACCAACGGCUUAAGCAGCAACAGCGAACGACUGCCGAGUUAGAGGUAAGUCGAGCGAGCGAGGCAAGCCCGAAGCUCGACUUGACGGGGAGAAUGCAGCCGUGCGCUGAGCUGCACCAACCGACCAACGCCCGAGCAGCAGCCACCGAGCCAAUCGUCGAAUUAAUCAUGCCGGGACUUACGGCGGCCGUGAGGGAGAUGAUCAAACGCGAGCGGCAGGAAUGGGCCAUACGCUCGCUACCGAUGACGAGGGUGCCGAUCAUCCAA
Molecule: messenger RNA, 3351 nt
Organism: Temnothorax curvispinosus
Lineage: Eukaryota; Metazoa; Arthropoda; Insecta; Hymenoptera; Formicidae
Product: dentin sialophosphoprotein-like
Exons: 1
Source: RefSeq, a predicted model, not a curated record